Messenger RNA from Populus nigra (black poplar), 1479 nucleotides. Its product is annotated as methyl-CpG-binding domain-containing protein 11-like. Gene Ontology annotation, molecular function: DNA binding. The record is from RefSeq and is a predicted model, not a curated record. Lineage: Eukaryota; Viridiplantae; Streptophyta; Magnoliopsida; Malpighiales; Salicaceae.
UGUUCUUGAAUUUUACUGUAUUUUUAGUUUAUAGAGGUUGUAGUGUUUUAAUUAGGGUUAAUAUUCCUUUUUUUGGUUGAAAAGUCUUACCAUUUUUCUAUGUGAUGUUUCUGCUAAUUUUGGCUUUGGUUCGUAAAUAAUUUCCCACAUUUUUUCUUAAACUAUGAAGAAAGAAUGAAGGGUUGCAUCAUGAAAGGUGAAGUGAGGGAAUCAUAUCAAUUAAAUAUCGAGCCAAUGUCAUGGAGCACAGACAGUAUUUUUUUCAAGAGUGUAGGCACACCAAAGAAGAAUGAAAUCGUGUUCAUUGCUCCAACUGGGGAAGAAAUUAAGAACAGGAAGCAAUUGCAGCAGUACCUGAAAUCACACCGUGGCAAUCCUGCAGUAUCUGAGUUUGAUUGGGGCACUGGUGAGACCCCAAGAAGAUCUGCAAGAAUCAGCGAGAAGGCCAAGGCAACUCCUCCUGAAAAGGAGCCCCCAAGGAAGGGAAGCCGAAAAUCAUCUGGUUCAAAGAAAGAUGAAACGGAAUAUGUUACUGAGGGCAAGGAUGAAGUUCAAAUGCAAGAUGCAGAGGGAACUGAAACAGAAAAUGCAAAGGAAGAAAAAAGAAAUGAUGGCACCGAAGAAAAUCAGGAUGAGAAUGGAGAUACGGAUCAAGAAGAAGCUGAUCGGAUGAAGUCAGCAGAUGCCAAUAUGGAAGAACUGCAACAGAGGAAGUGAACAAGGACAUAAAGUCCCAAGAGGAUGCCUAGGAAACCAAGAAUGGUGAUGAAGGAAAAGCUAAGGAAGCCCAGCACGCACUGGAAGUUAAAGAGAAAGAACAUGGAGGGGCAGCAUUGAAGUACAUAGCUGCUGAAGAAGCUGGUUCCAGUGAAGUAUCUGAAAAUAGAAACAAUAAGGUUGAAGACGUGGCUGGAAACGUGGCUGGAAAGAUGCCACAAACUGACUCAGAGAAAGAGAAUGCCCUGGGUCGCAAGGGCAUCCCAGAUAAUGUAGCGAUGAAUGUAGAUGGUGGAGCACAGGAGAAUACACAUGGAACUGUCUCUGCAUCUGAGGGAGAGAUCAAAGAGAAACUUGGUUUGCAGGAGGGCGAUGCAAAGUGUAGCAUUCCCAUGGAUGGGAAAGACAAGCCAGUGGAUGGGGAGAUCAUUGAAAAUGGAAAAGGUAAACCCAAUGGGGCCAGCUGAUGCCCCUCAGCCGUAGCUCUUAUGUAACAUCUGCUUCUCUUCUAAUUCAGGCGACUCGGAUGUUUUGGGUGACUCUAGCUUUAAUGUCAUUGCUAGUUUGAUAAUAUGUUGAUGUUAGAUUUAAAUGGAUGGGAUAUCGCCCUACCUGUAGUCUUGACCCCACUAGAGUAGGCUGUAAUUGAUGCAGCAUUUGUUCGUUGCAUACAUUGUGCAGGACUCGAGAUUGCAAGGCUUUAAUUAACUUGUAUGUUUAGUGACUAGACUAAAAUAUUAUAUAUGUUUGCACUGAUGUUUA